This is a messenger RNA of Paramormyrops kingsleyae, 7705 nucleotides long. RefSeq names its product cytoplasmic polyadenylation element binding protein 3 (gene cpeb3). NCBI's taxonomy places the organism in Eukaryota, Metazoa, Chordata, Actinopteri, Osteoglossiformes, Mormyridae. The record is from RefSeq and is a predicted model, not a curated record. Gene Ontology annotation, molecular function: ribosome binding; mRNA 3'-UTR binding; mRNA regulatory element binding translation repressor activity. Gene Ontology annotation, cellular component: nucleus; synapse; cytoplasm. Gene Ontology annotation, biological process: negative regulation of cytoplasmic translation.
CAUUUCACGAGGAUUUACUUAAAGGUGUAGGUAGAGCUUGUAUAACCUGUCCCUUUAAAUUCUCGGAGUGUGAGAUGGGUGGUGCGUCUCUUUAACCUUGCUGAAGGGCGCAGCUGUAUUUAUUGACGUAUGUAAAUUGACUUAGGGGUGGUCCUAGAAAAAAAACAGGAACAAGAAUCAGUUUCACAUAGCAGUCUGGAGUUCCGGUGAAACGGAAAAAGAGACGUGGCGAAUAUUGGUGAAUAUCUGUGUCCUCCAAGCACAUCAUCCAUUCACAUCUGAAGGGAACGGAGGCGUCUGGAAAGGCUCAGCAAACCAUGCAGGAUGAUUUACUGAUGGACAAAAGCAAAACCCAGCCUCACCACCAGCAACAAGACCCAGCAAACGUAGAUCCCCCGUCCACUCCGACCCCUUCAUCGGAACCCCCCGCAUCGGAGGAGAGCCCUACGAGUGUGAGCAGUCAAGCAGCUCCCGUGCAGAACAACAAAGAGAAAGUGUCCAUGGAGUCGCCGAUCCUGCCCGGUUUGAGCUUUCAGCCGCAGGAACCCGGCGGCACCUCCUUAUCCCCUUCUUUCGGUAGCACUUGGUCUACUGGGACCACGAACGCCGUGGACGAUAGCUUUUUUCAAGGGAUACCCUCGGUCAAUGGGACAAUGCUUUUCCAAAAUUUCCCCCACCACGUCAACCCGGUCUUCGGUGGCAAUUUCUCCCCGCAGAUAGGCUUGGCACAGUCUCAGCAUCAACAGCAGCAAGCCCAGCAGCAGCAGCAGCAGCCGCAACAGAGGAGGUCGCCCGUUAGUCCCAGUCAAGCCCCUUUCCCUCAGAGAAACGCGUACAGCCACCAGACCAUCAUGAACAGCAAAGCAUCGUCGUCUUCUGCUUCAUCGUCCGCUUGGAAUAACCAUCAGAACGCUGCUUGGAGCACCGCUUCUAACCCUUGGAGCGGACUCCAGGCAGGCAGGGACCCGCGGAGAGCGGUGGGGGUCGGAGUUGGGGUGGGGGUCGGUGUUGGGGUCCCAUCACCCCUCAACCCUAUCUCCCCGAUGAAAAAGCCCUAUGCCAGCAACGUUAUUGCACCUCCGAAAUUCCCAAGAGCAGGUCCCCUUACCCCGAAAACCUGGAUGGAGGACAACGCCUUUAGGACGGAUAACAGCAACAAUAUGCUACCCUUUCAGGACCGGAAUCGGCCCUUUGAUGCGUUUAGCUUGCAUUCUUUGGAGAAUUCCUUAAUGGAUAUGAUAAGGACUGACCAUGACAAAGGUAAACCGCAUCCAGCUGGUGGCCCCCCAAUGACUAUCGCUGAUAUAAUGUGGAGGAAUCAUUUUGCAGGGCGCAUGAGUCUUAAUUUUCACCACCCGGGAGCAGAUCAUAUAAUGGCACUCAAUACAGCCAGGAGCUAUGGGCGCAGAAGAGGCCGUUCUUCCCUCUUCCCCUUUGAAGAUGGCUUCUUGGACGAAGGACACGGUGACCAGUCGCUGACUCCUGGCAUGGGCUCUCCCACACGCUGCCAGAAUGGCGAGAGGAUUGAACGUUACUCCAGGAAGGUCUUUGUCGGUGGCCUGCCUCCUGAUAUCGAUGAAGAUGAAAUCACCAACAGUUUCCGGCGCUACGGGCAUCUUGUGGUGGACUGGCCACAUAAAGCUGAAAGCAAGUCCUACUUCCCACCCAAAGGCUAUGCUUUCUUGCUGUUCCAAGAAGAGACUUCUGUACAGGCCCUCAUUGACGCCUGCAUCGAGGAAGACGGCAAGCUCUACCUGUGUGUGUCCAGCCCAACUAUCAAGGACAAACCGGUUCAAAUCCGACCCUGGAACUUGAGCGACAGUGACUUCGUUAUGGACGGCUCCCAGCCCUUAGACCCACGGAAGACCAUCUUUGUGGGUGGGGUCCCCCGGCCCCUUCGUGCAGUGGAGCUGGCAAUGAUCAUGGAUCGCCUAUACGGAGGUGUCUGCUAUGCCGGCAUCGACACAGACCCGGAGCUGAAGUACCCUAAGGGGGCUGGACGUGUGGCCUUCUCCAAUCAGCAGAGUUACAUCGCCGCCAUCAGCGCCCGAUUUGUCCAGCUCCAGCACAAUGACAUUGACAAACGGGUGGAGGUGAAACCCUACGUGUUGGACGACCAGAUGUGUGACGAGUGUCAGGGGGCCCGCUGCGGGGGAAAAUUCGCCCCAUUCUUCUGUGCCAACGUCACAUGCCUGCAGUACUACUGUGAGUACUGCUGGGCCAGCAUCCACUCCCGGGCCGGGCGUGAGUUCCACAAGCCGCUGGUCAAAGAAGGGGGUGACCGUCCACGUCAUGUGUCCUUCCGUUGGAGCUGAGAAGUCAGAGUAGCCCGACUCCUCCUCCAGAGACACCCCGCCAGCACCACCCGCAACCCCACUACCCCCCCGCCCCCCCGGACAGCGCUGUACCCCCUCCCAUCAACCCCCACGCUAACAAUAAUUACAAACCAUGGGUUUUUUUUGUAAUGUAUUAUGAGCUCAUUGUCUACUAUACUCUGAGGGGGUAACUACAAUUAUAAAGUUUUUGUACAUAUUUGCACUCUGGCAUAAAAGGAAAAAAAACACACACAAAUGACACAUCCGACACAUUUGUCCAGCUUAGAACCAGAAAUGAUUUUUCAGCUCCCUUUGUUCUGUGGAUUUGUUUACCCCAUAGGCCACCAUCAGGCUGCAGCCGAAAUGAGACUAUAUAUACAUAUAUAAAUAAUAUAUUUUUUCUUUUAUAUGAGUCUAUAUACAUAUAUAGAUAAUUUAUGUGACUGUAGCAUGCACUUAUUUUCAGAAGUUGUAGUAUAUUGCCCCUAGUAAAAAAUAAAUUACCAAAGGUAAAUUAAAACUCAUAAAUUUAAAAGAAUAACAAAAUAGGUGGCAUACAAUGUAGCAAAUUAAACAAUUAUUCAGUAAUCAGUAGUGUGGGUCAAAAACGCCCAGAUUAGAAAAACACAUCUAUAUUCCCUCUCCGAUUUUAUUUAAAAAAUAUUAAUACCUCAUAAGCUCAAUCAAAUUUUGUUUGCUUUUAAUUUGUUUGGUUAGGUCGAUUUAUUAUUACUAUGAUUAUUAUUUUAGUGUUAUGUAAAUGUAAUGCUGCAAUAGCUUUUGCUGCUAAAUCCAUGGUAUUUACUUAUACCAUAGUACUUUCAGGCUAGGGUGUCUGGGGGAGGGGGGGCAAAUUACAGACAACACAUGCUGCUGACAGUGACAGGAUAGCAUGAAAGGGGCACCUGAAAACACCACGGGGGAGGGGGGGGGGUAGAAAUGGGUGUUUGGGGAUGUAAACAGGGAACCAGAGAUGGGAAUAGCGGUUCCUGACUGUAUGUUUUAUUUCAAUCAACUUUCUGCAUGCAAUAGAAUUUCAAAAACACACCAUUUAUUCUAUUCUACCCACACCACAGAGAUGAGUCACACACGGGGACGCUUGUGCACACGCACACACUGACGCACACUAGUGUGCGCGUGACUACGACGAGAACUUGACACAAUGUGGAGAACUAGUAAGGUAAUCCAGUGAACCUAUAAAAUUUGGCUGACUACCAUCGGGGUGUUUGCUGGACUCCUCUAGUACAGAGAUUAUCAUUACCGGAGAGCAGCCUCAAUAAUUUAUGAAUCUAUUAGAUGUAGGAUAUCCUUAAAAAAAAAAAUCUGAUAGGUGAAGUACUUUUGCAGUGAUUGUUCAUAUAUAAUUGUGCAAUUUUAUACAGUAUAUAGUUAGGUCUGAGUAUGCCUAGAACUGUGAUUCGCUUUAACUGUUGUUGAUGUAUGACAUAGAAGUCCUGUGAAACUUCAUAACCAGUGUACUCACAUCGGGGACACACACAGACACUCAAGCAAGCACACAUGCAUAAACACACUCUCACUCGGUAAAAAGAAAAUGAGCUCGAGUCUGAGAAACACGAAUCAGCUGUCUGUACCAUUGACAUCGCUUAAGAUUUUGUCUACGAAGACCAAAGAGCUCAUGUGAUAAUACUUAAACCACCAACACACUACCGUGACGAAAGCUUGUCUGGUCUGUCAGGCCUCAUGCUUACUGGUCUGUUAGACCCCAUGCUAUCUGAUGAGCUAGGCACAUUUUUUUAUUUUUUAUUUUUUUUUUAAGAAAUCAUUGGAGGAAAGACCAUUGAUGAUGAUGAUGAUGAUGAUGAUGACAGCAAUGAUGAAUAUAAGAGAAAAAAAAUUAAUAUAUAUGCUUAAGAACUGUCUGGAGCAGAGUUGUGAUCUUUACUCUGUUUCCUUGCUAACCAGCACAUAAUGUUCGCACAACUUGACUUUGAGAACAUUGGGAUCCAUCGUUGUCAGAACUUUGUGUGUAUGCUGGUUUCAACCCUGAUUUUCCUGCAAAGCUUGAAGUACAAUUAUGACCUGCUAAAAUGGUGGACCCCUCCCACCUCCCCCCCCCACCAACCCUUUUCUUUGAGAAGGUUGGGGUACAUGACAACGGGGUGGGUUAUUGGGAGUGCAGGGUAUUAGAAAGAAGAAACACAUUGGCUGCUGAACCUAGGUUGUUUAGGACAAGACGGGAAGAUUGGGUUAGGGUUAGGGACCCUCUGGGGGUGGAAAGAGUUAGUUACACUGGUUUUUAGCAGUUCUGUGGACAAUCCGACAGGUUGCUACAACUCCGCAGUUAGAUGUACGCGUCGUAUCCUUUUUCUGUGUGUCGUGAUUGUCCAGUCCAGUGCUCGUCCCUUCUUUAUUUUUAUUUUUUAUUCCUUUGUUGCAAGUGUUUGGUUGAACUACUUCGUUUUUGCAAAAAAAUUAAACGGGGUUUCUGUUCUGGUUUAGAGAAAAGAAACCGUAAAGGCUAAUAAUGAUUAGUGUCCCUCUGAAAGUGAAUUCUGGGCCUUUUUUCUCUCUCAGCCCAGGAAUUUUCUGUUUGUUCAAUCUCCGUAAAAGACACUUGUCGUGCACUUCUCUUUGUAUCCAAACAGUUUUCAGCAGUCAGCUAUUUUUUGUGUUUUGUUUUUUUUAUUUUUAUUUUUAAAAGCGUGCUUUCUGACUGACAUGAUCUUUUGCAAUACCUCAAUUUUGAAAUAUAGGAGAGAAAUUGAUAUUUUCUAAGUAAGUUUAUUCAGAUAAAUAUAUAUAUAUAUAUAUAUUAAUUUAAUUCAGUGAGAAAAUGAUUUAACAGAUGGUUAAUUUUAUUUUUGUCAUGCUUAUUUGCUUUUUAUUUUUUAUUUUUGGAAAAACUGAAGGAGUUAGAGCUUUAUAACUUUAAUAUAAAAUUGUAGUUAGCCGAAGUACAGAGUCUACCUUAUUACAGAGGAAUGCGAUUUGCAGAAAGAAAUUCCCUUCCUGUCUCCCUUCUGUGACAUCAGAGAUCCAUUAAAAAGGACAGAAUGAGAAGUGAACGAGAGAGAGAUUUUCCCCCCAAUGUAUCGUUAGUGACAUCUUGGAGCUCUGAAGAAAAUACUGAGUUCCAAGGAAAAAAAGAACUUUUUCAUGAAAGUAAAAAUCUCCAUUUGGUGCUGAGAAAGAUAAUUGAAGAUACUUCCCUUGUUUUGUAUAUUUAUAACUGAUCAUUUAUUAUGCCGACUAGAAUUGUGAAAGAUAUCUUCUGUUCGUUAUUUUUUUAAGAGAACUUUGUUUCCUAAAAGUGUGUCCUCCCUUUUGUUUUGUAAAACAAUGUACCCUUAUUUGUUGACUUGAUGUUUUGAGGGUCCUUAAAAAGAAGGUGGGGAAGAAAAGAAUGUUAUUUUAAAAACUGAUAUACAAAGUGUUUCAGCUGUAACUUGAUCGAAAGCCCCAAGAUGUAUGAGGUCAGGUGUGGCCUUUACUCACUGAAGACUUGAAUUAGUCCCAUUUUUUUCUUUUCUUUCUUGUUUUUAAGGCUAACAAACCUUGAUUCUUUGUUGUAAUGUGCAAUACUGUUUGUACUGUUUGUAAAAAAGAAAAAACAAGAAAAAGAGGCAUAAAUCUUUAUUGCAAAUUUAUUUUCAUUGCAAGCAUUGUGAUUCACUAAGAUCAUUUUCUACUGUGUAUUUACCUACUCUACGUGCUUAGUACCUUCCAGUAGUAAUGUAGCCUUUGUACUGAGAAAUUUUUCAUUAUUUUUAGAGAUUUUUGCUAAAAAAGAAAAUGAUUAAAACAUAUUUACAUAUUUUUCAUUUUUAUUUCGUAUUUUCUUUACACACUUAUUUCUCAACCAUUAAUAUAGUUAUUUCUGGGGGAGACUUUCAUAUCUGGUCAAUGUCAUUAAUAUUAUUUUGUAUUUUUACUUGGAAUAAAUUAAUUUUAUGAUGCUAAUUCUUUAAAGGUUUAUUUUCGUUGUUCAUUUUAUUUUAUUUUUUUGAAGCGGAAAACCUUUGUAAUAUUACUAAAGUGUCUAGAUUUUUGAAAUGCAAAGCUUUAUGUAUUAACUCGCUGAUGUGGUUUACAUUAGUGUGGCUAUGAUCAAAAAGACAAAAAAAAAAUAAUGAAUGGCUGGUCAUGUAAAGCUAUUGGCGAUGUAACAAACGAUUGGGCAAUAAAAGGAUGAUAGAAAGGAGAAAACACUCAGUAUGGUGUGAUAUUGUGGAAGCAAGACAUCGCGUACUACUGCAUCUGCUGGAGAAAAUAACAUUAGCUAGCCACUGGGGAUGUCACAAUAAUUCUCAGGAAACAUUUGGCCCAAAUAGCAAAUUUCAAUAUUUUUGCAUUUACUUGUUGAGGCUGUAGACCUGGACGGAUACCCACUGGACACAAAAAUGUCAGUUUGCAUCUGUGUGAUUGUAUUUAAGUAUGAAUGUAUUUUUAAGAUUUGAAUAAUUUGGUAGAGGGGAAACAUUUGUCUGCUAGUAUUUUCUUAUUGAAGAAGAGUUCCCUCCAUUUUAACUAUACCGACUCCCACCAAAUCUUCCGUGAUCCAAAGGAUAGGCUGUUCUUGGGGCAAAGUGUCCUGAAAGCUCUUGCACGUUUUGCUAGUAUCCAGUCACUCACAAGUUUGCGGUCUAAACACUCGUCCAGGGGGGUGGGGGGCGGUGUAUGCUGUUAUGAAGUGUUGUGACAUCCCCAAAAUAUGCACGUCAUGAAAAGGAAACCCACAGAUCUGAGAGUGUAAUUUUCUUGCUUGCCUUUUCCUACGAAUUUGUACAGGUGGUCAUUCAGUUAAUUUAUUACUAACCUGACAGUUCCCCUGUUGCUAGGCCAGUGUUGGACUCCUACCACUAAGUGUUUGAGUUUUUACAAAGCAAGUUUUUUACCCUGUCAAAACGCUAUCUUAAACCUAAAGGAUAACUCUUAUGGUCAGAUGAAUAGCCAAGUGUUGCUGACGGUGACCAUUUUCAUCAAGUCCUCUUUAUAAUAAACAUGUCAUGUCACCAUAGAUUUGGAUAGUGUUUAUUCACCCAUGCUGCGUAGACAUUGUAUCUGGGUGCACCUUUGCAUCAUGUUGAAUCUCUGGAAUAUGAUUAAAAAAAUAACAAAACCAACAAAACAAACAAAAAAAAAAAAGCUACUCACUAGUUGUUUUCUUAGACUAACCACUACUUUUAAAUGUACUUUUUAAGAAAAAGGGUUUUUUAAAUUUAUUUUGGGUUUGAUUGCUGGUUAUCAUGAAGACUGAAAUUUGCUGAAUGGGAUCUAUGCUUGUCUGACGCUGCAGUACAACUGUGAUUAAAACAUGGAGCUCAAUGCUGCUAUUGCUUAAAACUGCUUCAAGUUUGUAGUUCAGACUCUCCCUCGCCCCUUUUCUGUACUAAUAAGCAUCUCUUAUUAAACAUAGUUGUAUGAUGCUG